AUCCGAAGGGUUCUAUCCUUGUUCUUCUUCUUUGUAGAGAAAGGAAACGCUGUCUUUCGAUUUCUCCUUCGAAAAUGGGUAUGAGAAAGAUAAUCCUUUCUAAUUCUGCCGCUUUCUGCAAAGCAUUUUCAUCAUCAUCGUCUGCUCUUUCGACUAAGCUCUCCCAUUCCAAUCCUAAAUCUAUUGUUCCAAACCCACAUUCCCUGAACCAAUUUCUCACCAAACAAUGCAAGUCAGGUGCCAUCACUCUAGAUCAAGCCCAGCAUUUCUUUGAUUACAUGAUCCGCAUGCUCCCCCAUCCUCCUGUCUCAUCUUUCAACCAUUUGUUAGGUGCCCUUGCUAAGAUUCAGCACCAUGGUCAUGUGAUUUCGUUUUACCAAAGAUUGAACUCAGUUGGGGUAUUCCCUGAUAUUAGAACUUUGAACAUCUUGCUUAAUUGCUGUUGCAAAAUGGGUCUACCUUCGGAUGGUUUUUCGGUUUUGGGGAAGAUUUUGAGGGGCGGUUAUAGCCCAACUUCUUCCACUUUCAAUACUUUGAUAAAGGGGUUUUGUAUGGACGACAAGAUUGGUGAAGCAACUAGGUUGUUUAACAAUAUGUCUGUCUUUGGCUGUCAACCUGAUGUGGUUACUUAUGGUAGCAUUAUUGAUGGUCUUUGCAAAGAUGGAAAGGUUGAAAAGGCAAAACAACAUUUUUCCCAAAUGAAAGAUAGAGGAAUUUCUCCUGAUGUCGUUGUUUAUACCUCUCUACUUCACGGUUUCUGUUUAAUGGGUAAUUUGGAGGAGGCAAGAGGUUUAUUCAGAGAGAUGGAGGAUGGAGGAGUCCAAGCUAACGUGGUGGCAUUCAAUGUUUUGAUGGUUGCAUUUUGCAAACGACAAAGGUUGCAAGAAGCAAGUGAAUUAUUAGACUUGAUGAUCCAGAGAGACUUGAUGAUUCAAAGAGGUCAGCACCCUGAUAUGCUGACUUAUAACGCAUUGAUUGAUGCCCUUUGCAAAGAAGGGAGGAUGGAGGAAGCAAAUAGAUUAUUAGAUUUGAUGAUUAAGAGAGGUCAGCACCCUGAUGCUAUCACUUAUACUAAAUUAUUGAAUGCAUUUUGCAAAGAAAGGAGGAUGGAUGAAGCGAAUAGAGUAAUAGGUUUGAUGAUUCAGAGAGGUAAGCAUCCUGACAUUGUUACUUAUAACACACUGAUAGAUGCACUUUGCAAGGACGGGAGGUUAGAUAAAGCAAAUAAAUUACUACACUUGAUGAUUCAGAGAAAUGAGCAUCCUGAUAUAGUGACGUAUAACAUAUUGAUUAAUGCACUUUGUAAACAAGGAAGACUAGAAGAAGCAGAUGGAUUGCUAGACUUCAUUAUUCGAAGAGGUCAUCACCCUAAUGUAGUAACUUAUAACACAUUGAUUGAUGCACUUUGCAAGGAAGGGAGGAUGGAGGAAGCAAAUAGAUUACUAAAUUUUAUGACUGAGAGAGGUCAGCACCUCGAUACAGUCACUUAUGGUACAUUGGUGAAUGCAUUUUGCAAGGAAGGGAGGAUGGAGGAAGCAAAUGCACUGUUUGAUUUAAUGAUUAAGAGAGGACAACUUCCUAACACCAUUAUUUAUAAUACCAUGAUCGAUGGGCUGUGUAAAAAUGGGCAAUUGGAGAAGGCAAGUGAUUUAUUAAAAGAGAUGGAGGAGAGUGGUUGUUUUCCGGAUGUGGUGACCUUUAAUACAUUCAUUUCCUUUUUCUGCCAAAAGAAUGAGACAUCCAAAGCUGUGGAAUUUGUUUUAAAAAUGAAACAGAAAAAUAUGUCACCUGAUACAACGACCCUGUACAUUGUCUUAAAGUUACUCUCAAACUUGAAGGAUGAGAGAUGUCAAGAACUUAUUAAUGAGCUUCCCACAUUUCUUGCCAGAUAGCCACCAUAAAUAAUGACAAAUUUAAAUGGAGGUUAAUGUAGCUGAUGAUAGUUUCAUGGUGUUCCUAGUCUUGAGUCAAACAAGUGAAGAUGGGGUGAGACAGGGUAAUCUUUAAUUUGAGAAAGCAGAAGCAGGGUCUGAAUUUUCGUUAGUUGGUGCCUGUAAUAAAGGAGAUGUUGGUUUGAAACCACAGAAAAUUGAAGUUGUAAGCUUUUCAUGAAAAUCAGGUAAAAUGUUUUUGGCUGUUUUGUUCUCUGUUAAACAUAAUUGAUAUUCUGAAUUUUUCUUGACUGGUGUCGAAGACAUUUUGAAAUGAAUUCAUCCAUGUAAUCUACUGAAGUUUCUUAGUAGGAUGCAGUAGCCUUGAUCUCAUUUUGUAGGAUAUCUUUCAUUUGGGAUGUGAAAUGGAUAUUGAAGAGUAAUCAUUUUCCCUGUUGCCUUGAUCUUAAUUAGGGGGUUUCUCAUCUAACAUUUCAGCUUCAGUCAGAGUUCUCUUGUUCUGAACAUUGUACUUGGUGGUAAGUCUCAUAUGCCGCACCUGCACCUUUGUGGUUGGCUAUUUAAAUUAUUUUUGUAUUAUAAAUAGAUUUAGGAUCA
Messenger RNA from Rubroshorea leprosula, 2489 nucleotides. The record is from the annotation of a GenBank genome assembly. NCBI's taxonomy places the organism in Eukaryota, Viridiplantae, Streptophyta, Magnoliopsida, Malvales, Dipterocarpaceae.